Molecule: messenger RNA, 148 nt
Organism: Ambispora gerdemannii
Lineage: Eukaryota; Fungi; Glomeromycota; Glomeromycetes; Archaeosporales; Ambisporaceae
Source: the annotation of a GenBank genome assembly
AAUCAUGGAAGAAUGUUGGAUCUUUCAGCAAGACAAUGACCUGAAGCAUCAGGCUAUAAAAAUGAAAGAACUUUUUCACUGUCAAGUCCUGAAGAUUCUCGAUUGGUCAUUCUAUAGUCCUGAUCUUAAUCCAAUAGAAAAUCUCUGA